Messenger RNA from Trypanosoma cruzi, 1362 nucleotides. RefSeq lists its product as uncharacterized. The record is from RefSeq and is a predicted model, not a curated record. Gene Ontology annotation, biological process: lipid homeostasis; fatty acid beta-oxidation using acyl-CoA oxidase. Gene Ontology annotation, cellular component: peroxisome. Lineage: Eukaryota; Euglenozoa; Kinetoplastea; Trypanosomatida; Trypanosomatidae. Gene Ontology annotation, molecular function: acyl-CoA oxidase activity; fatty acid binding; FAD binding. The transcript has a single exon. Bases 1 to 1362 code for a protein of 453 amino acids.
AUGCAAGGGGAAAAUUCAACGAUGAGUGCAAGUGGAGUGGGAAUUCUUCAUUUUGAUGACGUUCGCAUCGCUGUUUCUGCCCUUCUACUUCCAUCACGAAUUGUGGAUGGAGGGGUUUUGAUAACGGAGGACGCGGAUACUUCGACGUCUCUUCAGGCAUUAACGUUGCAAAUGCGUUUGGCAACCGCUGCACUCUACGCUGGUGCACUGAAGAGGUUCUUGACAAAUGUUGUUUUUUUCAUUGCACAAAAAGAUGUUGUGGGACCGGAUGGGAGAAGGGAUUACCCUUUUUUUGGUGUGCAACAUGUACAAACACCACUUGUGAAAAUUAUUGCGAAAUCCUACGUGUAUUUAGCAGAUUGGCGCCGUAUACUUUCAGUGUUCUCGAAGUCAACGGAGAGGCGCCCAACCUAUGAGGAUGAGACGAGGCUGGCCGGGACCAUCCACUUCUUGCAAGAAACUCUUCUUGAGCUGCAUCGGUUUGUGGAUGAAUUUAUGGGGGUCCACGCAUCACUGGGGAGCACGGGCAAUAGUGACGCGAUUGUGAUGGCACACCUGCGUCAAGAAGGAGCAGAUCAGUCAUCGCUGAUCCGUGAGGUUGCGUUCAGGUCAGUCACAAAGAAUAUAGGAACCAGCCAUUGGGGUUGGUGGCUUAGCAGUUUGCUGCAGCCUUUUGCGGCGUUGGAUAGAUUUGUUAAAAAUCCCUUUUAUUCUCCCCGAAUUGCUGACCUGGGCAGGCAUUUGAUUUUUUUUAGUCACAAACACUAUGCUGCGAAAAAGCGACUGCGGCAUUCACGGGAGAUUGAGCGUCGAAAAGGGGGCGCGGAACAUCAGUGGUACGACUGGGUGAUGUUUCGUCAUCAACAAGUGCUACAUUGUGGUGAGGCCUACAUGGAGAUGUUUUCCAUGGAGGUGAUGAUGGCCGAGACACAAGCGUGUACCGACCCGCGGGCGAGAAAGAUUUUUCGAGACAUUGGGUGGAUUUAUGCUCUGGCUCGUCAACAAGACCGUUUGGAUUACAUCCUGACGCAGCAGAUGAUAAGCCCGGGAAAAUCCAAUGUUUUAGAGUCCCACCUGGAUAACCUUGUCACCGUUCUGGCUCCCCAGUGCGUCAACCUUGUGGAUGCGUUCCAGGUUCCCGAUGCGUUUCGUUCCCCGUGCGCGGCUAAAACUUUGGAGUCGUACUGGACUAUUCCAGGGACAAACACGGGGAUUCAGCGCGGUGAUAGAGUGACACUCUUUCACGACAAAAAGUCCACUGGUGACGCCAAAGAGGAACAGGAGAAUAUGCAAGAAUCGGAAGAAGAAUGGGAUCUGUUCCAUGGACUCGCAGAGUUGCCCUCCUUUGCUCAGAAAAAGUGA